This is a messenger RNA of Macrosiphum euphorbiae (potato aphid), 1362 nucleotides long. NCBI's taxonomy places the organism in Eukaryota, Metazoa, Arthropoda, Insecta, Hemiptera, Aphididae. The record is from the annotation of a GenBank genome assembly.
AUGGUCCUAAGCUGUACGGUUCAAAACUGUAAGAACAAGUUAAUAAAAGGAAAUGGAAUUAUAUUUCAUCGACUUCCUUUGCAUGAUAAAGAAUUACUCGAGAAAUGGUUGAAAGCAUUAAAAAUUGAUAAUUGGACUCCAACUAAGCAUUACAAUGUUUGCAGUGAACAUUUUAUCGAAGAUGAUUACAAAAAGUCACCAACCGGAGUUAAAUUAGCAGAUUUGUUAUGCAGUGCCGUUCCUUCAAUUUUUUCAGAUAUUUCAAAUACAAAACAAAAGCCAUGUUCUUUAACUAACAAAAGAAGAAAAUCUAAAGUCUUGGGUCAUUUAAACACCAAACAAUCAGAAAAAAAAAAAAAAAAACCAUUACCCGAUAAAAUCAGCACGGAAUGUUACGAACCAGUUUGCUUUGUUCCUAGUUGUAAAACGCCAAAAGGAUUACCACUUUAUAAUUUUCCAUUUGGCGAUAAACGUUUGUUGGAUAUAUGGGCAGAAAGAACCGGAUUAAGUACAAUGUAUGACACAGAAUUAUAUUUAACUAUAACUAUAUGUAAAAAUCAUUUUCAUGAAAAUUGUUUCCAUGAUAAUUCUAUACAGUUAAAACCCUAUGCCAUUCCAUCUGUAAAUUUGAUUGAUUACUCAGGACCUGCAGAUAGUUGUUGUCUAAUCAAAUCAUUACAUUCAGAUGAAAAUUCAGGGAUGACUUCUACUGGUGACCGUACAUGGGGAUGGUUGGGUAGUACUGAAGCAUUUGGAAGACCUCCUGAACCCAAUGAGUUUAUAGUCAUCCCUAAAUCUGAAAUACACUGUGAAAAGUAUGCAGGCUCAAAUCAUGCUGCUCAUUGUUUUAUAUAUGCAGAGAAUAAUGAAAGAGUAUUUGAUAUUUACAAUCCUCGAGCUUCAGUUCUAAUGCAAUUGAGAUAUGAUGGUUAUUUUGGAUUUCCUGGUGGAUUAAUUGAUGCUGACGAAGAUUUUGUUUCUGCUGUUAACAGAGAAAUGGCAGAAGAAAUGAAUUUAAAUACCACCAAACAUUCUGUCAAUCAUGAUGAUCAUAUAAUAUCUCAUUGGAGUGAGAAAAAAAAUCUAGUUUUACACUUUUACAAAUUAAAAGUUAAUAUGAUUGAUUUGAUUGAAAUUGAAAGACAAGCUUCGCUUGCACGUGAUUAUGGAACUGAAGUGCUUGGUACAGUUAGGGUUCCCUUAUAUACAUUGGGUGACCAUUACCGCGGAUUUCCAGUAUUUUUGAAUCAUAAGUUCAUUGGUUGUUCUCGGGACCAGCUGCUAGCUGCGCUAUCAUCAUUAAAUAUUUUGACUCCUGAAGAAAUUCAACUUGCUUUAAAUGCAAAUAAUAGAAAUAAAUAA